CGAACGAGCCACCACGCGCGUCACGAGCGAAUUCGCCGCGCCCGUCGCCGCCAUUUUUAAAUCUCCAUUUUGUGUGUGUUUUUCUCUCACUAAUAAUAAUGUCCGAAAUAGGAUUGGGCUGGAACCAAGACACUGUAAUGCGUUUGGUUGACGAAUACAGAAAAAAACCCGAGUUGUGGGACACAUCGCACGAUUCGUAUCGUGUGCAAACAGCCAAGUACGGCGCGUGGUCGCAAUUGGCGGCCAUGUUUGAAUGCGAUGUCGCCGAUUUGAGACGCAAGAUGAAUUCGAUUCUCGCUUCGCUCCGGAGGGAGAAGAUUAAAGUUCGCUGCGGAGGUCACUCUACGUGGUUUCUGUAUGAGCACCUCAGCUUCUUACCAAGACAUUUGCCUAAUAAUGCCGUUGGUAGUUCGCCAUACAAAGCCACAAAGAAAACUGAAACAGAAGAAUCUGACCAGUCGGACCACGUCAAUGACAACACUGAACAAUGUGAUGAUGAUGAUGAAGAGUACAAUGAUGUAGAAGAUGAAGAACAAGAGUUAGUUUUCAUCAAGGAAGAACCCACGGUGAAAUCAUAUGCCAAAUCUUAUAAAUAUAUCGUCCGUCAGCCAAUAAACAAGCCGCGGCUUACAAGAAGAAUUAGAAAGAAACCUGUUAAUAAUAGCAGCACACUUGAUAGUAAAAUUCUGGAGACUCUGAGACUAAUCAGAAGAUCAGAUUUUGCCAAAAAGAAAGAUGCAUGUGAUAGCUUUGGACAUUACGUAGCCGAUUCAUUAAGGAAACACGAUGAAAGGACGCAGUGUAUGAUCAAACAAGCUAUAAAUAAUAUACUGUUUGAACAAGAAAUGAAGAAAUAUGGACAUUAUGAAGUGUUGAUAGCUACUGAUGAUAAUCCGUUAAUUUUAGAAGAAAAUUCUAAAUAAAUUUCAGUUUAGAAAUUACUGCAGCAUGAUCA
Messenger RNA from Amyelois transitella, 955 nucleotides. RefSeq lists its product as uncharacterized. Bases 99 to 923 code for a protein of 274 amino acids. The transcript is spliced from 2 exons. The record is from RefSeq and is a predicted model, not a curated record. NCBI's taxonomy places the organism in Eukaryota, Metazoa, Arthropoda, Insecta, Lepidoptera, Pyralidae.